This is a messenger RNA of Gadus macrocephalus (Pacific cod), 1675 nucleotides long. RefSeq lists its product as uncharacterized. Gene Ontology annotation, molecular function: phosphoric diester hydrolase activity. Gene Ontology annotation, cellular component: membrane. The record is from RefSeq and is a predicted model, not a curated record. Lineage: Eukaryota; Metazoa; Chordata; Actinopteri; Gadiformes; Gadidae. Gene Ontology annotation, biological process: lipid metabolic process.
AUGAAUAGAACGCCGGUCAUAUCGGGAAACAAGACAACUCCGCUUUGCGUCGGUGUCCUGUUCGCCCUGUCGGCGUUCUACAUAUUCCGUCAUAACUACAUUGUUGUGUAUAGGGUCGGUUGCCAUGGGAACGUUCAGUUCUUCAACGACCACGCAGAUCUACAACUCCCAGAGUCCUACAGGGUACCCUGGAUGAAGGCGGUGGAGGACUCCAGCCGUCUGUCCGCUCUGUCCAUCCCCGGGUCCCACGACAGCCUCUCCCUGGACGGGGGUUCCCUGGCCCGGCACCAGGCCUGGCCCCUGGACCUGCAGCUGAGAGCGGGUAUCCCAGCAGCGGUCUGGGUGAGCUCCGGCAUGCCCACCAUGAGGGAGGUCCGAGGGAAGGUGGUGCUGGUCCAGAAGAGUGGAGAGGGGAGCGGAGACCAACGCGUGAACCACUUCCUGAGUCAGUACACCCCCAACCACCCCAGACCCUGCUUCGGGGUGGUCGCUAUGGACUUCCCGGGGUUCAACCUCAUCCAAACUAUCAUCAACUUAAACUGGAGGGACAUCAUGUCUGUGUCCAUGACCAAAAGCGAGGGGGUGACGGUGAUGACCAUGACCUCUGACCCUGGAAGCGCUUGUCCGCCGCUGUGUCAGAUCCUGAAGGCACUCUGCUACAGCCCGGUGUGCUGCAACGUGUCCCAGAAACUACGCUCAGUCCUGGGGACCUCCCACUCAGCUCUAGGGGCGAUGCAGGUGAUGGUGGGCCUGAUAAACAUCGGUCUUGGAGGGGUCCUCUCUACCAGCGGGCCAAGCUACCUGUUAUGGGAACUUGUCUACUUCCCCUUCUGGAUGGGCUCCCUGUUCAUCGUGUUUGGCUUCCUGUGCAUCCUGUCUGAGAAGUUUCCCAGUCUUUGUUUGGUGGUGUCCAGUGUGACUGCUCAACUGUCUGGAGUAGGGCUCUCCAUCACAGCCGUGGUGCUGUACUCCAUCAACCUGGCUUUGAUGAGCAUGAGUUGGCUCUGCGAGGAUUACCACUACGACUACUACCGUAGGGAGAGUACGGGUACCCCUAUCGACAACAGCUCAGAUAUGGAGAAAUGUCUUGAGGGCCUCAGCAUCAUCAAGGCGAUUCUACGCGGAGUCAACGGUCUACUGAUCAUUCUCUCAGUUCUCCAGCUCUGUCUUUCCAUCUCCUGCGUCGUCCUGGGAAUCAAAGCCAUAAAAAAGGGCUUCAAGAAGGAGAAAAAGAGUGAAGACAUCGAACACUACACACCUCUCCUGACUGAGAAGCCUGCCUACUGAGGCUGUGAGGCCAACGUUGGUACUGCAGCCAGGGCCAAUGCUACAUAAUAUGUUAUCAUCCUAUAUUAAAUACAGGUAACUAAUUAAAUACAGAGAGCAUGUCAAAGCUUUUAAUUCUAUAUGAAAUACAUAAGGGAUAAUGUAUACAACGAUGGUCAUUAUCGGGAAAAUAAGCACUGACAGGGCGAACAGGACACCGACGCGAAGCAGAGGUGACCAGCGACGUUCCAUACAUUAUCCCGCUUAUUAGGAGGCUACUUGCCAAAACCAAAAAAUAACUGCACACGGUGUGUCAAGUUAAACAGAAAAUAAAUUCAUGUACAAUACAUAUAUUUGUAUUUUACGACAAUAUGAUAUGAUAAUGAUAAUAAAUUUGAAUAAAAAAAUA